UAAUAAUAUGAAGAUAAAAUAAAGAAAGAUUGACUCAAUAAAUUCAAAACAUAAAAUUAUAUAUUUACGUACGCCUGUGCAUAAAGUUUAUCACAUACUUAUUACGUAUUGAUUGAAAUGUAAUUGUGUGUUUCAGUUUGAAGCGGUUUCAACCAGUUCCACAAUAACCGUGUGUUUGUUUAACAUUUCCUUUGGCUUUGCGUAAGGUUUACCCAAGCCAACACCAAUAAUACCACCGGCACAAAAAGAAAAGUCAGUUGUGAAUUGAAGUGCUGAGGUUAGCCGUGAAGCAGCGAAGCAUAACAACAAAACUUAGGAGCAGAAGAACACUUUCUUUACACAUAUACAAUGGAGAUACCUCAUGAAAAUCCAGCCUUUAUUGGAGAUGACGGAAAAUCUGCACGCGGCCAAUCGAGAGCCUUGCGAAAUUCGGAUAAAGAGGCAAAGCUAUCUGAAAAUGAUUCUAAGAAGAAUGAACGCGCCACGUGGGGCAAAGGUGUAGAGUUUCUUUUCUCUUGUAUUGCCAUGUCUGUGGGACUGGGGAAUGUAUGGCGUUUUCCUUUUACGGCGCUGGAUAAUGGCGGUGGUGCUUUCUUAAUACCUUAUCUAAUAGUAUUAUUUUUAAUCGGUAAGCCAAUUUAUUAUUUGGAAAUGGCGAUAGGACAAUUCUCAAGCAGUGGAUCAGUGAAAGUAUUCAACUUGUGUCCAGCGAUGAAGGGUAUUGGCAUUGGUCAAGUGUUGUCCAUUUCGUUUGUGACCACCUACUAUGUGGCCAUUAUGGGCAUGAUUGUACGCUAUUUGUUUGAUUCAUUCAAAUCCCCGUUACCGUGGACAGUCUGUGACGAUGCAUGGAGUGAAGCCUGCGUUGCAUCUGGCACAAUGCCCGUGCCAGAACCCAUAAUAGAAAUUUCAACUGGAGUGUCAUCAGUAGUAAACGACAACACAUUACAUAAUGUCAGUACGCUCAUAAACGCGAGUGUUAUGCCUCAUCAUACCAAAACCAUUUCAUCUGCAGAGUUGUACUUUAUCAAGGAUGUACUGCGCGAGAAGGAUAACAUUGACGACGGUAUUGGUUUGCCGAACUGGGAGCUGGUGUUAGGACUUCUUGUAUCGUGGACAACAAUAUUUUUGGUUGUACACAGAGGUGUGAAAAGUUCAGGCAAAGCUUCGUAUUUUUUGGCUUUAUUUCCCUAUGUAAUCAUGGCUGUGUUAUUGGUGCGCGCAGUCACUUUACCAGGUUCCGCGGACGGCAUAAUCUUCUUUAUAAAACCCGAUUGGAGCAAAAUUCUGGAUCCUAAGGUUUGGUAUGCCGCCGUCACUCAGUGCUUUUACUCACUAUCCGUCUGCUUUGGUAACAUAAUCAUGUACGCUUCGUACAACAAGUUUGAUCAUAACAUCCAUCGCGACGCAAUGAUUGUCACCACAUUGGAUACGUUCACAUCCCUUAUUUCGGGUUUUACCAUAUUUGGCAUUUUGGGUAAUUUGGCCUAUGAAAUUGGUACGGAUGACAUCGGCACAGUAGUUAAAGGUGGCACCGGACUUGCAUUUAUUUCGUACCCGGAUGCGAUUUCCAAAUUCAAAACGUUGCCGCAAAUAUUUUCAGUACUGUUCUUCCUGAUGCUCUUCAUUCUUGGCAUCGGUUCAAACAUAGCAAUGACAUCAUGUACCAUAACAGCAAUACGAGAUAACUUUCCCCACAUUAAGCAAUGGCACUGUGCUUUGGCUAUAUCCGUUAUUAGUUUCUUUAUUGGGUUAGCCUAUGUGACACCGGGAGGCCAAUUUAUAUUGACUUUGGUGGACUUCUAUGGCGCUUCUAUGAUCGCGCUGAUUUUAGGCAUACUGGAGCUCUAUGUUUUGGGUUGGGUUUAUGGCGUGGAUCGGCUAUGCACGGACAUCGAAUUCAUGAUAGGACAUAGAGUAGGCAACUAUUGGCGUUGGUGUUGGGCACUUAUCACACCCGGCAUUAUGACAUUGAUUCUAAUUUACUUUUAUGUGACAUAUGAAUCGUUAACCUACAACAAUGUUCAUUAUCCAAGCUGGGCGUAUGCAUUGGGUUGGACAAUUACUGCCUUGGGUGUUCUCCAAGUUCCAAUAUGGGCAAUAGUGGCUAUUAUACGCCAACCAGGAGAAAGUUUAACCGAAAAAGUCCAUGGUGCGUUCAGACCCGUAAGCAACUGGGGUCCAUCAGAUCCCUUACUUCGGGAACAAUACAACAAAGAUCUGGUACACGACAACGACUCGAGUAACAUAAGUUGCUGGAGUAAAAUCAAGAAGAACUUAACUGGUUAACCAUUUUGAUCAAGUGAUUUUUAAAACAGCGGGUGCUGUUUACGGCUUGCCAAAUUUUUGUGUUAUAGAAAUUAAAAUAAAUAUUAAAACUUA
This is a messenger RNA of Bactrocera latifrons, 2382 nucleotides long. RefSeq names its product sodium-dependent nutrient amino acid transporter 1. Gene Ontology annotation, cellular component: membrane. Gene Ontology annotation, molecular function: L-amino acid transmembrane transporter activity. The record is from RefSeq and is a predicted model, not a curated record. Gene Ontology annotation, biological process: sodium ion transmembrane transport. NCBI's taxonomy places the organism in Eukaryota, Metazoa, Arthropoda, Insecta, Diptera, Tephritidae. Bases 349 to 2289 code for a protein of 646 amino acids. The transcript is spliced from 8 exons.